CAACAUUUUUUAGAUGACAGGAAGAGAUAGGAAAUGUGUAUAAGAACUGUGAAUUUGCAAUAAAGUCUUACAUUUAAAUUUGAAUCAACCAUGGAAUAUAAGCCUUUAGCGCAGUUAGCACUAUUAUUAGUUAUUUUAUCUUGUUUUGUCAUUAUAUCUGCUGAGGAAUGCCCUGCAGACAAAGACAAGGAUUGGUCUUACGAUUCAAACUUACCUAAUGGUCCACAACAUUGGGGUGAGAAGUAUCCAAAUUGUAAUGGAACAUCUCAAUCUCCCAUUAACAUAAUAACGAGAGAAACUGUGAGAAGUGGAGAGCGUCAGAGACUUGAACUUCAUGGCUACGAUGAACCUAUUACCAACGUCUCGAUAGUGAACACUGGUUUCACGAUUCUUGUAACACCCCAAGAUGGAGUUGAAAGAUCAAUCACACUUGAUGGUAAGAGUUAUACAUUGAGCCACUUCCACUUCAAUUGGGGUAACGCAACAAACAAAGGAUCAGAAGACGUGAUAAAUGGUAGAAGACAUACCAUGGAAGCUCGCUUUAUUCAUCAAAACGAGGGAAAAUUAGUUACAGUUUCGGGAUUUCUGAAGGAAAGCAGCAGUCAAAUAAACUCAGUACUAUACAACAUUUUGUCCCAAAUGGAUUCAUUUCAAUAUGCAGGACAAAGUUUCGAAGGAGAAAUUCAUCUGAAUAGAAGUAAUUCGCAUAGACAGGGCAAGAUUUAUCUGGAAGAUCUGAUUGACAAUGGGUGUCCAUUCUACAGGUAUGAGGGUUCCAUGGGUUUUCCACCAUGUGAUGAAGGAAUUACUUGGCUGAUAUGCAGAAGACACAAAGGAGUGCGCAGUAACCAAUUGAAUGGGCUAUAUCGCUUGUAUUCGGUGCCGGAAGGUACACCAGAUGCUGAUAAAUGUCAUAUGUUAAACAUUUAUAGGCCAGUGCAGCCAUUAAACGGUAGAAAAGUUUACAGAUAAUAAACUGCGUAUAUGAAAAUUUCCUGUAACAAUUUGAAUAAAUAAAGGCUAUGUUUGAUUCUA
Messenger RNA from Parasteatoda tepidariorum (common house spider), 1035 nucleotides. Its product is annotated as carbonic anhydrase 1. Gene Ontology annotation, molecular function: zinc ion binding; carbonate dehydratase activity. NCBI's taxonomy places the organism in Eukaryota, Metazoa, Arthropoda, Arachnida, Araneae, Theridiidae. The record is from RefSeq and is a predicted model, not a curated record.